Molecule: messenger RNA, 833 nt
Organism: Daldinia vernicosa
Lineage: Eukaryota; Fungi; Ascomycota; Sordariomycetes; Xylariales; Hypoxylaceae
Exons: 4
Coding region: 178-774 (198 amino acids)
Source: RefSeq, a predicted model, not a curated record
UUGUCUAACAUGUCCUUUCCGCGCCAUUGGCGUUUUUUUCUCCCACUUCAAUUUCCCGUUCAUCCUGUUUACAAUGUAUCUUGACAUCAUCACCGCUGCGAUCCAAGGCGGUAAGAUAUCUACGACUGCGAAAACCUUGCGAUUUCAGAGGUUAGCAUAAGCAAGGAAUUCACCACCAUGCGUUCGCGCCCGUACACGCCGCCACCUCCGCUGCCACCAUUGCUCGCCGAAUUAGCCACAUUACUCCCCAAUCGUGAGCGCAGAAGCGGCGAGGGCGACAGGGCGAUAUCAUUGUCAGAUCUAGAUCCUGAGACGAGUCGGCUGUUGCCAGCCAAAGAGCGACCGCAACACUGUGUAAGAGUGCAGGGUCGAUUGGCGCCAGUGCGUAGCGUGUCCGUUGCCAACCUGCGAUCGACAAGCCAGACACGUUUCGACACGGCAGUGAGCGGUACUCCGACUCCGACUCGGCCCCGGAGGCGACGGAGCUCAGACGACCUAGAUAAAAACGAGACGGGAAGUGAGAUCCGGGAGAGGGAUUCCCAGCUCAGAGGCUAUGGCAUUGGCGGACGAGGCAAUAUCCGUCGGCCAACAGAAGUCAUAGGGACUCAAUCCGAGUCUCCCAUAUCCGCGCUCUCGCUCUUUUCAGGUCCCAGCGUAACGACGCACCGCUCGUUCUCGGGGCCGGGUGCGGAUAAGAAAUUUAGUUUCUCGGGGUUAUUGAAUCGGAUUGAAGAGCGCAGGGGGAAGGAGUAUUUGAAUAAAUAUCAACGAUAAUGCGGCGCAUGAGAGAAGUCUGACCCGGGCCUAGGGAUCUAUAUUAGAAUUUCCCAAGC